Spinacia oleracea (spinach) is the source of this 1574-nucleotide messenger RNA. RefSeq lists its product as uncharacterized. Gene Ontology annotation, molecular function: protein-folding chaperone binding. Gene Ontology annotation, cellular component: cytosol. Bases 264 to 1322 code for a protein of 352 amino acids. The record is from RefSeq and is a predicted model, not a curated record. NCBI's taxonomy places the organism in Eukaryota, Viridiplantae, Streptophyta, Magnoliopsida, Caryophyllales, Amaranthaceae. The transcript is spliced from 3 exons.
GUUUAUUCUGGAAUCUUCGACAACUUUCUACAAACCCAACCUUCCAGAUAACUCUACAAAUCCUCCAAAAUCAAAAGAAAUCCCCUUUGAAUUAUUUCUCUAAUAUUAUGAUUUCUCACCAAUAUAAAUCCACCCUUUUCAUCUAAUUCAAACAUUAACCAAAUACAUUCUUCACACGACAGAGAAAACCCAACAGCGAUAACACUGUUUGUUGCAGAGUAACCCAGAGAAAAAAAAAAAAAAGUGAAGAUAUCUUACAGAAAAUGGGGGUUGAUUAUUACAAAAUUUUAGGGGUUGAUAAGAACGCUAAUGAUGAUGAUUUGAAAAAAUCUUACAGAAAAUUAGCUAUGAAGUGGCACCCAGAUAAGAAUCCGACUAAUAAGAAGGAAGCCGAAGCUAAAUUCAAGCAGAUUUCUGAGGCUUAUGAUGUUUUAAGUGAUCCCCAGAAGAGGGCAGUUUAUGAUCAGUAUGGAGAAGAAGGCCUCAAGGGUGGAGUACCACCACCAGAUGCCGCUGGUGGUGCGACAUUCUUCUCAGCCGGAGAUGGGCCUACUUCGUUCCGGUUCAGUUCACGAAACCCGGAUGACAUAUUUGCUGAAUUCUUCGGGUUUUCAGGCCCGUUUGGUGCUGCUGGUGGCGGUGGUGGUGGUGGUGGCGGUGGCAUGAGAGGCUCUAGGUUCUCAAGUGGUAUGUUUGGUAAUGACAUUUUUGGAAAUUUUGCUGAGAAUGGUGGUGGUGGCGACCACCCAAUGCACUUUCAAAGCACUCCUCGGAAGGCACCACCUAUUGAGAGCAAAUUGCCUUGCAGUUUAGAAGACCUAUACAAGGGGACUACUAAGAAAAUGAAAAUUUCAAGAGAGAUUGCUGAUGCGAGUGGGAAAACUAUGCCUGUACAAGAAAUUCUAACCAUUGAAAUAAAGCCUGGGUGGAAGAAGGGAACAAAGGUUACAUUCCCUGAGAAAGGAAACGAGCAGCCAGGAAUAUCCGCAGCAGAUUUAGUAUUUGUAAUUGAUGAGAAGCCACACAAGGUGUUCACUCGAGAUGGCAACGACUUAGUUGUUACUGAGAAGAUAUCAUUGGUUGAAGCAUUAACAGGUUACACUGUCCAUCUAACAACCCUUGAUGGCAGAAAUCUUACUAUCCCUAUCAACAAUAAUGUUAUUCAUCCAAACUACGAGGAAAUUGUCCAAAAGGAAGGAAUGCCUUUACCAAAAGAACCAAGUAAAAGGGGAAAUCUGAGGAUCAAGUUUGACAUCAAGUUCCCUACUCGGUUGACCUCUGAACAGAAAGCCGGAGUUAAAAAACUAUUUGGUCAAUCAUGAAUCGACAUCAACCUACAUUGCGCCUAUCUUGUUAUGUAAAGGCUUGUAGCCUGAGGUCAUGUUUGAUGUUGAGUUUAAUGAAAACGGGAGGAUUCGAUCUUGAACACAUAGAUUGACAAUUUGAUGAUACAAAAAUCUAUUCAGUUAUCAAGUGGUUUUGUAGUAGGAGUUAUAAUAUUGAAUGUAGACUAAAAAUGUCAUAAACUGUAAGUUUUUAAGUUGCUAAAUAACGUACAGAUUUUAUUCAGUGAA